Messenger RNA from Ziziphus jujuba (common jujube), 2508 nucleotides. RefSeq lists its product as uncharacterized. Lineage: Eukaryota; Viridiplantae; Streptophyta; Magnoliopsida; Rosales; Rhamnaceae. The transcript has 2 exons. The record is from RefSeq and is a predicted model, not a curated record. Bases 1764 to 2432 code for a protein of 222 amino acids.
AAUAAAUAAAGGUGAAAUAGUUUCUCUCUCUACUUUCUUCUUCUCUCUCUCUCUAUCUGGUUCAUCUUCAACCUAAAGAAUCUGCAUAUUUUACUUUUUCUCUUGGUAUUAGAGCCUCAUCAAUGGCAGACUUGCAUACAAUCCUCACUGUCUCUCCAUUUCCCAGCAACAUAAUAAAGCUGGAUGAUUCGAAUUACUCAGUUUGGUAGUCACAAAUACUUCCAGUGAUUAAAAGUCACAAACUCACCAAAUUUCUGCAUUUUUCUUCUUAUGAUGAACAUGUAAAGAGAAAUCGCAACAACAAUGGCUUAUCAGAUGCAACAUCCAUUGAUUCUUCCUCAAGCUGCUCUGUUUUUUAUCGUGAUGAUUGGGAGGUACAAGAUCAAUUCCUUGUAGGCUGGUUACGAGGAACAAUUGCUAAAGAAGUUAUUGGUCAUUUUCUUUGAAAAGAGUCAACAUAUAAACUCUGGUGUGCAAUUGCCGAUCGAUAUGCAGCUCGUUCUCCAACUAGAAUUCUUCACUAUCGUAAAUUGCUACAGAACACCAAGAAAAAUGCUCUAUCUGUUGAUGAUUAUAUUCUUAAAAUGAAAAACUUGGCUGGAAACCUAACAGCUGCUGGUGAUAAUGUCUCUGAGACAGAUCUAGUGAUGUACAUUCUUGGAGGACUUGGCUCCAAUUUUCAACCAAUCUCAACAAUAUUGGAGAUUCAACCAUAACAGUAUUCUCUAGAGGAUGUACAGCAUCAUCUUUUAGCUUUUGAGUCUAAAAUUGAUGAACUUAACUCAGCUAUUAACUAUGAUGCUACACAUAAAGCUGCAUAUAUGGCUACUGGCUCAAUUUCUUCAUCUUUUGGUUCUAGUUCUUAUGAGCCUUUAUCUUCUUCUUAUGGAUCUGGCAUGCCAUUUAUGGCUCAUUCUGGCUUAGGAGUAACCAAUCCUUACUCUAUUCAGCCAAGUUUUUCCCAAUAUAUUGACUCCUCUCUUGGAGAAAUUGAUUCCACUAAUAAGGUUUUUAAUGUGAUGCAUGAUUCCCAAUCUGUUGGUCGAAGUUUUAAUAAUUUCUCAAGAGGUAGAGGUUUUAAUAAUUUCUUCAGAGGCAGAGGAAGAAAUUUCUUUGGUAGAGGUGGUGCUCGAUCGAAACCAACUUGUCAACUCUGUGGUGUCUAUGGUCAUGUUGUAGCUGAGUGCUAUAGACGGUUUGACAGCACUUUUCUGGGACUAAAUGUUGGUAAUACUGUUUCUGAGGUUUCAUAUCCUCCUGCUCCUCCUGCUCUAAGUAAUUUUACUGGUCAAUCUUUUACCUCACACCCUUUAUACAGUUCAUUAGCUCCAAUUUUCCUUCUCAGUCUUUACACAACCAAGCCACUUUGACAAGUGCUUCUUCUACACCAGGCUCCUUCAUUCGAUCUCAAACUGAUACACCAUAUUGUGAAUCACAAACACCUUUUCCAUUGCCUGCUUCACACUAUCCUCUACCUUUUAGACCAAUACCACCACUGUUACAGUUUGGCACUCUACCACAAGUUGCAGUCACUACUUCUUUUGCACCUUCAGUUGGUCCACCUAGCCAACCUGUUCCUUCCUCUUUGCAAGCCCAAAGUCACAUGGUUCAUUCUAUUACGCCAACUACAGCACCACAAACUUCUGCUCCAGUUGUGGUUGUAUCUGACAAGUUUGCUGAUCAUUGUCAAUCAGCUUCACCGAUGACAUUGCUUGAUCCAGCUUGGUAUCUUGACAGUGGUGCUAUAGAUCAUGUAGCAGUUGAUGGAAAUGCUCUUUUGGAACAAAUUGAGUAUCGAGGAUCAUCAAAGGACUGUACUACUCAAAGGUGUGCUUGAUGAGGGCUUAUAUAGAUUGAUACUUCCAAAAAAGGAUCAUCAUACCAGCAUCUCUUCCUCAACUUUUCUGUCUUCUCAUGGUCCAAGCAAUAUUUUCAAUUCCUCAUCAGACUCUUCUUUUCAAACUACAACAACUAGUUUCGUCUUUCCUACACAUGAUACUAAGAUGCUUUCUGAUCUUGCUGCAAAUUGUAAUACUGAAUCUUCUCUUAUUUUGUCUUCAAAUAAAGAUUUGUCCUGUAAUGUUCGUGUUUCAAAGUCAAUUGUUAGUUCAACUUUUCCUUGUAAUCUAAUAUCAGAUUUUAAUUGUAAUUCAUCUUCAUCACAGUUUGUUGUUAGUGAUAUGUUCUCUGAACAAUGUGAUUCUACUAUCAUCAAUAAAAACAAUUUUAUUUCAGUUUUACCUUCUUCUUUUUCUUCUACUAAUUCAACAUCUUUGGCUUCUUUUUCAGGAACAAACAUGAAUGCUGAUGUAAAUAUUUUACAUCAACGAUUUGGUCAUCCAUCUUCACAUGUUCUUUCUCAAAUUUUACCUUUUUGCACACAUUCUUCUACUCCAACCAUUUCAAAUUUGUCUUUCUGUUAUGCUUGUUAGUUUGGUAAACAGCAUCUUAUUUCUUUUCCUUCUUCACGCUCAAGACCUGCAGCACCUCUUGAGUUGAUUCAUACAG